Nanorana parkeri is the source of this 1246-nucleotide messenger RNA. It is a transcript of the gene CDC42, whose product is annotated as cell division cycle 42. The record is from RefSeq and is a predicted model, not a curated record. NCBI's taxonomy places the organism in Eukaryota, Metazoa, Chordata, Amphibia, Anura, Dicroglossidae. Gene Ontology annotation, cellular component: dendritic spine. The coding region runs from base 57 to 632 and encodes 191 amino acids. The transcript has 5 exons. Gene Ontology annotation, molecular function: GTPase activity; GTP binding. Gene Ontology annotation, biological process: modification of synaptic structure; small GTPase-mediated signal transduction.
UUUCCAGGUCUGCAUUGAUCAAGCGUUGCUGACACUGACAACACAAGGUAGCAGCCAUGCAGACUAUUAAGUGUGUGGUCGUCGGUGAUGGUGCUGUGGGUAAAACUUGUCUCUUAAUUUCAUAUACCACAAACAAGUUCCCAUCAGAGUAUGUUCCAACGGUAUUUGACAACUAUGCUGUCACAGUUAUGAUUGGUGGGGAGCCGUACACCCUAGGGCUAUUUGAUACAGCAGGACAGGAAGACUACGAUAGAUUACGACCCCUUAGCUAUCCUCAGACAGAUGUGUUCCUUGUCUGCUUCUCAGUGGUCUCCCCAUCUUCAUUUGAAAAUGUGAAAGAAAAGUGGGUACCUGAAAUUACUCAUCACUGUCCCAAGACUCCAUUCCUACUUGUGGGGACACAGAUCGACUUAAGAGAUGACCCCUCCACAAUCGAGAAGCUCGCAAAAAAUAAACAGAAACCAAUCACUCCAGAGACAGCUGAAAAGCUGGCCCGAGACUUGAAGGCAGUUAAAUAUGUGGAGUGUUCCGCACUGACACAGAAAGGCCUAAAGAAUGUAUUUGACGAGGCGAUAUUGGCCGCACUGGAACCUCCGGAGCCCAAGAAGAAACGCAAGUGUGUGCUGCUAUGAAAACCCUUCAGUGGUCUCCCCCCUCUCCAGAGCUGGUGUCGGCAUCAAACUAAAAAAAAAAUAAAAAAAAAAAGAUAAUGUUUAAAUCAAACUAAAGAUUAAAUAUAAACUUUUAAUUUUUUUUUUUUCACAUUCAUGACAAAGGCCCUGAACUAAUCACCACCCAAAAGCCAGUGGUGAUACCUGAAAAUACAAGCCCAGCUCCAUUAAGUCUCGUAGAAAAGAUUAGUUUGAGCGAUUUGCAUAUCCACCGAAAAACAAACACUGAUUAUUGCUAGUUUUUGUUGUUUCCCCCUCCUGUCUUUUUUUAAUUUUAUUAUGUAUUUACAGUUGCUAAUGUCUUAUAUUAAAGAACAAGGCAUGCUUCAUCUAUAACAGACUAAUUUUAAACCUGUUUUAUCUGUCCAUCUCUUACAUCAAGCUGAUAGGAGACACCUUUAAUACACAAAAGCAGGCAGGCUGAAGAGGUGGUGUACACUCUUACUGCAUUACAGUAUGGGGGGGAGAUCAGAUCAAAGGCAAUGCCACCGACCCAUUGUUCCCGGGCCCUCAAAGGGGCACCCUAGGCAAAAUUAUUCCUCCUGAUGGGGAACUGUUAAGGAGAUACUGUCACC